Acomys russatus (golden spiny mouse) is the source of this 930-nucleotide messenger RNA. RefSeq names its product olfactory receptor 19. Gene Ontology annotation, molecular function: G protein-coupled receptor activity; olfactory receptor activity. Gene Ontology annotation, biological process: G protein-coupled receptor signaling pathway. Gene Ontology annotation, cellular component: membrane. The transcript has a single exon. Lineage: Eukaryota; Metazoa; Chordata; Mammalia; Rodentia; Muridae. The coding region runs from base 1 to 930 and encodes 309 amino acids. The record is from RefSeq and is a predicted model, not a curated record.
AUGGAGUUGGAAAAUGACACACACAUUUCAAAGUUCAUUCUCCUGGGAAUUUCAGAGGACCCUCUAUGGCAGCCCUUCCUUUUUGGACUAUUUUUGUUCAUGUACCUAGUCACUCUACUUGGGAACCUGCUCAUUAUGGUUGCCACAGUUACAGAUUCCCAUCUUCACACGCCCAUGUAUUUCUUCCUUUCCAACUUGUCCUUUGCUGACCUCUGUUUUACCUCUGCCAGCAUCCCAAAGAUGCUAGUGAGCAUACAGACACAUAACAAGGUGAUAACGUAUGAAGGCUGCAUUGCCCAAGUGUACUUUUUCAUUCUGUUUGGAGUUUUGGACAACUUUCUUCUGGCUGUGAUGGCUUAUGACCGUUAUGUGGCAAUCUGUCACCCUCUGCACUACACGGUCAUCAUGAACCGCCGCCUCUGUGGACUACUAGUUUUGGGGUCCUGGGUAUCCACAGCAUUGAAUUCCUUGCUACAGAGCUCAAUGGCGUUGCGGCUCUCCUUCUGCACGGACUUGAAAAUUCCCCACUUUGUCUGUGAGCUUAACCAACUGGUACUGCUCGCCUGCAAUGACACCUUCCCUAACGACAUGGUGAUGUAUUUUGCAGCUGUCCUGCUGGGUGGUGGUCCUCUUGCAGGCAUCCUUUACUCUUACUCUAAGAUAGUUUCCUCCAUACGUGCGAUCUCAUCAUCAGAGGGGAAGUACAAAGCGUUUUCCACCUGUGCAUCUCAUCUCUCAGUUGUUUCGUUGUUCUAUUCUACACUUUUGGGGGUGUACCUCAGUUCCUCUGUCACCCAAAACUCACAUUCAACGGCACGAGCAUCUGUGAUGUACAGCGUGGUCACCCCCAUGCUGAACCCGUUCAUUUACAGUUUGAGAAAUAAGGACCUAACAGGAGCCCUAAGAAGAGUUUUCAGAAGGAAGCCAUGA